Molecule: messenger RNA, 1564 nt
Organism: Penicillium brasilianum
Lineage: Eukaryota; Fungi; Ascomycota; Eurotiomycetes; Eurotiales; Aspergillaceae
Source: the annotation of a GenBank genome assembly
CCAAAAGGAAGGAUCCGUGAUUUUCAGUUCGCAACUUUAGAGAAGUUCUUCACUGCAUCCGAGAUGAGCUGUCCUUCGUUUGCACAUGUACAACCCUCUCGAGCCAGAUCCUAUGAAGACUGGCUCAGCGAUUUCACUUGGGACAUCUGUGGAGAUUUGGCAUACAACUGGAUUGGGCUGUUUGAACCAGAUAUGAACUACUCUGGUCCAACACCAGUAUGGUGGCCUGUGGGUGUAACUUUGACGCAUCCUCGGCGCAUGUUGAAACAGGAUAAGGUUAUACUUCUCCGCCAUUUGCUGCAUGGAAAGUUGCUUGAACAUUGCACGAGGGUCAGCUUAGAGAUUGAAGCACGCAACAUUCAUCGUCUUCAGAGUUCACCAGUUCAUCAGAAGACCCUUGCCAAGAUCCUCGACGCUUUCCAGGAUCAACAGACAGGCCGAAACAUGCCUAUGCAUUGGAACUUUGAGAGUCCUGACAAAGCAACAUCAAUUAGGCAAAUCGUGGAAGUGAACCCAAAUCCGCCUGAGUAUUUGGCGGACUUGACUUCCGAUUUCUGUGUUGAAUGGCAGUCAUUUUCACCGCAGGGAGAGCCGCUGCAUGCAACAGCAAUAACCCGUUGUGCGCUCCGGGAAGGGUCCCUCCUUUCUCUGGAGGGGCGGACACUACAACAAUGCUCGGUGGCCCAAGAGAUUCGGACGGACCCAAGAAUGGGUAACCUAAAACUUGUCGUCGCAUAUAACCCGCCACAACCCGGCCAAUUCGUGUCUACUCUCUCUUACAUGGCAUUCUCAAUCAGGAUUGCAGUUUCACUGUCGCACGGCCGCAUAGUGACGACGAACGCACGAGGUUGGGAGGAUAUUUCUGGCCUCAUCGCAGAACUCGAGGCCCAGUAUUUAGCGACUAGGUCUUUCGCAUGAGUUAACGGGGUCGUACAGCGGUUCUCGAUGGCGGAAUACCUUCUAGCAGAGCCAUACUGGGAUUGGGGCAUCAUAGAGGAUGCAGUCAUGCUUUUUGAACGUGCUCAAGAGCGUCAAUGAAAAACCUUUGAAGACGAUACCCAUGUCUUCGAACAUACGCUGUGUCUUGCUGCUACUGCGAUGGCACUUUCAUUGAAACAUACUGGUGAAGGCAAGGACGAUUUGACGGCUGAAAAAACAUCAGCAGAGCAUUGAAGCCUUACAACUGGUGGAGGCUUGGGGAGAAAGAUGCCUAGUGGAGAUCUUUUUCGAGUGCCAGAUGCAUACAUUCUGUUACAUGUCAUUCGACAUAUGAUACAGGGCAAGCGUCAAAAGACAUUCGAGAGCGGGCUCAUUCUACAGUGUCAUACCCGAACAAUAGUUUAGUUACCUUCUCUCUGUCUCUUUCCAUAUCUACUGAAAGUUGAUUGACUUCUUUCAGACCGCUCUCCUCAAUUGCCCUCAGUGGUCCUUAAUACUGCAAAAAUAGUCAGCUAGGGAGUAGAUGUCCAACUCAGCCAAUCAUCGUUGUUCCUAAGGCCUGUUUGGUCAGACCUCAUCGUGUGCCACUUCCUCAGUCAUUCCACCGGGAAGCCGUAGCGGCCAG